AUGGAGCUCUCUGGCAUGCAGAGCCAUCUCCUCAUCCUCACUGAGCACUUGUGGUUCCUGUGGCCUCCCAGUCCUAGAAAUGCCUGCAUGUGCAUACCAGCAGACACUCAGUGGGCUCUGGCGGGUCUUCUCCCCAGGUCAGAGUCAAAGGAGCGGUGGCAGCGGCAGGGAAAGCGCAGCUGGAGCCCCCCGCCAUCCCGUUGGCGUGACCAGAACCGGGACCGGGACCAGUCCUCAUCAUCAGAUUCUGGAGAGGAGCGGGCCUGGACCCGCCACGGUCACUGGCGCUCAUGGUCCCCAAGAUCCUCUGCAUCCAGCUCGGCCUCCCCUGGGUGCUCCCAGAGCCCCGGGUUGACAGCCGCAGCGGUGGCCCUGAGCCAGCAGCAGAGCCUGCAGGAGCGGCUGCGGCUGCGGGAGGAGCGGAAGCAGCAGGAGGAGCUGCUCAAGGCCUUCGAGACGCCGGAGGAGAAGCGAGCGCGGCGGCUCGCCAAGAAGGAAGCCAAGGAGCGCAAGAAGCGGGAGAAGAUGGGCUGGGGCGAGGAGUACAUGGGCUACACCAACACUGACAACCCCUUCGGCGACAACAACCUGCUGGGCACCUUCAUCUGGAACAAGGCCCUAGAGAAGAAGGGGAUCAGCCACCUGGAGGAGAAGGAGCUGAAGGAGCGGAACAAGAGGAUCCAGGAGGACAAUCGGCUGGAGCUGCAGAAGGUGAAGCAGCUGCGGCUGGAGCGGGAGCGUGAGAAGGCCAUGCGGGAGCAGGAGCUGGAGAUGCUGCAGCGGGAGAAGGAGGCGGAGCACUUCAAGACGUGGGAGGAGCAGGAGGACCACUUCCACCUGCAGCAGGCCAAGCUGCGCUCCAAGAUCCGCAUCCGGGAUGGCCGGGCAAAGCCCAUCGACCUGCUGGCCAAGUACAUCAGCGCCGAGGACGACGACCUCGCCGUGGAGAUGCACGAGCCCUACACCUUCCUCAAUGGGCUCACUGUGGCCGACAUGGAGGACCUGCUGGAGGACAUCCAGGUGUACAUGGAGCUGGAGCAGGGCAAGAACGCUGACUUCUGGCGCGACAUGACCAUCAUCACGGAGGACGAGAUCUCCAAGCUCCGCAAGCUGGAGGCCUCUGGCAAAGGCCCAGGCGAGCGCAGGGAGGGCGUGAACGCCUCUGUCAGCUCCGACGUGCAGUCCGUGUUCAAAGGCAAGACCUACACACAGCUGCAGGUCAUCUUCCAGGGCAUUGAGGGCAAGAUCCGGGCUGGCGGCCCCAACCUGGACAUGGGUUACUGGGAGAGCCUGCUGCAGCAGCUACGUGCACACAUGGCCCGCGCCAGGCUCCGUGAGCGCCACCAGGAUGUGCUGCGGCAGAAGCUGUACAAGCUGAAGCAGGAGCAAGGUGUGGAGAGCGGGCCCCUGUUCCCCAUCCUCAAGCAGGAGCCGCCGUCCCCCAGCCAGAGCCUGGAGCCCGAGGAGCCGGUGCUGACGCUGCCCGGGCCCUCAGCAGAGGACGGCCCCCCGGAGGAUGAGGCGGCCCCGGAAGAGGGCGGAGGGGACGGGGACGGGGACGGAGAGGCGGUGCUCAUGGAGGAGGACCUGAUCCAGCAGAGCCUGGACGACUAUGACGCGGGCCGGUACAGCCCACGCCUGCUCACGGCGCACGAGCUGCCACUGGAUGUGCACGUGCUGGAGCCGGACGAGGACACGCAGCACCUGCAGCUGUCACGACAGCAGCUCCAGGUCACCGGCGAUGCCAGUGAGAGCGCCGAGGACAUCUUCUUCCGGCGUGCCAAGGAGGGCAUGGGCCAGGACGAGGCGCAGUUCAGCGUGGAGCUGCCGCUCAGCGGCAAGGCCUACCUGUGGGCUGACAAGUACCGGCCGCGCAAGCCGCGCUUCUUCAACCGCGUGCACACCGGCUUCGAGUGGAACAAGUACAACCAGACCCACUACGACUUCGACAACCCGCCGCCCAAGAUCGUGCAGGGCUACAAGUUCAACAUCUUCUACCCCGACCUCAUCGACAAGCGCUCCACGCCCGAGUACUUCCUGGAGGCCUGCGCCGACAACAAGGACUUCGCCAUCCUGCGCUUCCACGCGGGCCCACCCUAUGAGGACAUCGCCUUUAAGAUCGUCAACCGCGAGUGGGAGUACUCGCACCGCCACGGCUUCCGCUGCCAGUUCGCCAACGGCAUCUUCCAGCUCUGGUUCCACUUCAAGCGGUACCGUUACCGCCGGUGACAGCGGGCACUGAGCCUCGGGCUAGGGGGGCACCGCCCCCCACCGGAGCUCCCACUUCCGCCUCCCCCCUGCCCUGACGAGGGCUUGGCUGCUGGACUGACUUUGGAGAGUGGGGGACGGGCAGCCUCAGCUUGGAGUGUGGUGGGAGGGGUCCGGCAGCUGUCAGCAGACGUCCCCGUCCAGGUGGCCCAGGAGCCACCCACUCACCCGCCCUGGAAGAUGCGGGAGGAGCCAGACCAGGAUGCCGGUCAGCUGCCUCAGGACAAGACGACAGCUCACUGGGGCCAGAAGUGCCCCGGGAGCAGGGAUCUACCGGGCAGCAGGAGGAACGCAGGGCCCUGCAUGGAGCGUCUGGCCUGAGGCGGGAGCGUGAGGAGACCACGUCCAGCCGGGCACCUCCCAGAGCGUCGGUCAGCCAGGGCCACGCAGGUUCCCACGCGCAGCUUCUGCCUGUCACGCCUGCGUACACUGCGUCUGUGUCAUCAGUCUUCAGGGGGCUCUGAAGUGCCACCUCUGGCUCCACACAAGUCCUGUCUCAUCUGGAAAUCAUUUCCCUCUGUGUAUCUGGAAAACUUUUUUUAAGUGGGAAUAAAAACCUUGUUUUAUUUUCAUUGCUUGGUGUCCAUGAGCAGGCCUGUGUUUGUGAUGAGCAUUUCAUCUUGAGUCAGUUGGCAGAGAGCGUGGGGCCACCGCACCCGAGCAGUGACGUCCUGCAUACCACGGUGUCCCUGUCAGCUGAGCAGCCUUCACACCCACAGCGGGACACCUAAAAAUAGUCAGCGCCUCAGGCCUCUUGUCUCGGCCCCGCCAUCACUGCUGCUUUCUGAGUGGGAGACAGUCGUCCCUUCUGGUAGGAUGGACAGCAGGAGGUCAGAAGUGCUCACUUAGGCCACCAUGCUUUUGGGCACCAUGCGUGGCCGUCCCUCGGGGCAGCUCUUGCCAUGAGUAUGUGAAGCCCUCCUUCACGCAGUGCCUAGAUCUGCCCUGAGUGUCCGUGAUGCCAGGACUGAAAUACUGCAGUAGAGGCAAGAGCAGGUCCCCCACUGUCACCACCCUAGCCUGACUUCUGACACUGAGGAGCCUCUCACCACGGACCAACCUGGUCCAGGUAUGUGUGGCAGCACUCGGACCUGUCCGUCCCAUCCGUUCUAGUCCGAGCCUGUGGCAGACAUUGCUAGUCAAUCGCAGAGCGACAGAGCAGUGCAUCUAGGCAUCCUCUACCAGUUGAUUGCCGAGCUAAGCUACCUAUGGUUGAGUGUGGGCUGUGUCCCAGCUCCUGUGGCAGGGCUAAGUAGAGACUCUCCAGAGACGCUUUGACUCCAGCUCAGCGCUUGUCAAGAAAUGGUGAAUAGGCUGGAGCUUUAGCUCAGUGGUGCCGCCACCUGCCUCAAGCACAAGUACCUGAGUUCGAUCCCCAAUACCAAAUAAUAAUAACAAUGGGGAAUAGGACACGGCAGCGCAUGCCUGUCAUCUGAGAUGGGAAGAUGAGGCAGGAGGAUUAUAAAUUCAAGGCCA
Fukomys damarensis (Damara mole-rat) is the source of this 3744-nucleotide messenger RNA. It is a transcript of the gene Cactin, whose product is annotated as cactin, spliceosome C complex subunit. The coding region runs from base 1 to 2229 and encodes 742 amino acids. NCBI's taxonomy places the organism in Eukaryota, Metazoa, Chordata, Mammalia, Rodentia, Bathyergidae. Gene Ontology annotation, cellular component: spliceosomal complex; cytoplasm. Gene Ontology annotation, molecular function: protein binding. Gene Ontology annotation, biological process: mRNA cis splicing, via spliceosome; negative regulation of innate immune response. The transcript is spliced from 10 exons. The record is from RefSeq and is a predicted model, not a curated record.